AUGGAUGAGUCUUUGCCAAGCCGCAUCCUACCAUAUAUGUACCUGGGAAAUUUAACUCAUGCUAACAAUCCGGAGCUCCUCCGCAACUUAGGCAUUAGACGUAUACUUAGCAUUGGAGAAUCUGUCUCAUGGCGACCGUCAGAGACUGGAAAAUGGGACCCGGAAAAUUUGAUGAUGAUAAACGAAGUGCAGGAUAAUGGCAUAGAUCCUUUGACCCAGCAAUUUGAUCGUUGUCUACAGUUUAUUGGAUGGUACUGCAACGUUGGUGCAUUGCCGCGUUGGGGUUUCGAGAUCUGCUACGAUUUGUAUUGCGCAAGUGAUGGCUUUUGCUUCGUUCGUGCCCGGCGUCUAAACGUCAUCAUCCAACCACACUUGCGGUUUGUCUACGAGCUCCUCAAAUGGGACGAACUCCUCCAGCAAAAGCGCCACGAACCAAUCCGCCGAGAUCUAGAAUGGGCAACCAUCGCACGCGAGAUAGCUCUCAUGAACAAACCAUACUCGAAAUGA
Molecule: messenger RNA, 507 nt
Organism: Histoplasma mississippiense
Lineage: Eukaryota; Fungi; Ascomycota; Eurotiomycetes; Onygenales; Ajellomycetaceae
Exons: 4
Coding region: 1-507 (168 amino acids)
Biological process (GO): protein dephosphorylation; nuclear DNA replication
Molecular function (GO): protein tyrosine/serine/threonine phosphatase activity
Source: RefSeq, a predicted model, not a curated record